Messenger RNA from Danio rerio (zebrafish), 965 nucleotides. Lineage: Eukaryota; Metazoa; Chordata; Actinopteri; Cypriniformes; Danionidae. The record is from RefSeq and is a predicted model, not a curated record.
UUCUGCUGUUUGAUGCUUUAGGAUGGGAAAUGAAAAUCCCGCAAGACAUUCACGGCCUCAAAGGUUCCUGUCUGGUGAUUCCAUGUUCUUUCAGCUACAAAUCAAACCCACCCCAAAACCCAAAUAGAGUCGUGUGGUAUCAGUGGGCUUCUAGUGGCCGUCCUUUAGUUUAUGAUUCUUUGCAUGCAAAUAAUGUCAUCACAAAGUUCAGAGGAAAAACUGAAUUAUAUGGAAACUCAAACUCAAAUUGUAGUCUCCUGAUCAAAAACCUGGAACAGUCCCACCAUAAUGAGAAAUUAUACACAAGGAUUGACCCUGAAAAUAUUGCAUGGACCAACUACAAACAUGAUGAUUUUACCUCUACAAUCCUUAUUGACGAAAGUCCACAGCUGCCCAAAAUGGAUUUUUCUGGAGGUGAAAGGAUGGGCGACAAUAUCACGGUAACAUGUUCAGCUUUCCACACGUGUCCACACAGCAAACCAAGUAUCACUCUGAAUGGUGUUGAAGGAUCUGAUGAAAUAAAGCAUGAGUCCUUUAAAGAUGGUCAGUGGAAAAUCACUCUGACACGAAAAGCUGUGGUAAAGGCAGAAAGUUCAAGCAUUGAGUGCUCAGUAACAUAUCAUGGUGGUGUAAAAGCGACAGCUACAAUGACCAAAAAUGUCAAAUGUGUUCAUCAAAAAAUAACGAUUGAGCCUGCAAUAGCAGAUGUCACUGAGGGCGUUGAACAGCUCUUUAACUGUACCGUCUACCAUUCCUGUCAGAAGGAGAAUCCAACCAUCACAUGGAACUACGAGAACAUGCAGGUCUCAGAGGGGAGAAAAACACUUUCAGGUUUAGAUCGAAUCACCUAUUCCAAUAUAACCUUCCUGGGUGCGAAAGAAGACAAUGGGAAGGAGCUGACGUGCACUGUACAAAUGUCUGGAGGAAACAGUGAAAAAUCUGUUGUUUUACGUGUAAAAGAUUAG